UGAAUGAAGAAGUAACAACCAGUUUGAAUGCAACCUGUUUGACUGUCGCCCUGUUACUCAAGUAUUACCUGUGACUGUGACAAUUGCUUGUCAAGAAUGGGGUGCACAGCAGAUAAGAUUCAGCAGUAUCCUGUUUCCCUUCUGUCUGUCAGAAUAAUAAGAGCCAAUAUAAUCACCUCCAAAGAUACAUUGUCUCCAUCAGAUUGCUACGUGACUUUGCAUCUGCCAACAGCAUCUCAUAAGAAAUUUAGAACCCAAACAGUCCAGGACUCUUAUAACCCAGUCUGGAAUGAGACAUUCUGGUUUAGAAUCCAGACUGAGAUCAAGAAUAUCUUAGUGUUGCAAGUCUGCGAUGCGGAUCCAGUCACCUCAGAUGACAUACAGUUUACUGUCCUGUUUGAUUUGGCAAAAAUCCGGCCUGGAGCAACAGAUCGGGAGAUAUUUUCUUUAAAACCAGAGGAUGAACACUGUCCCUAUAAUUUUGAAUCUCUGGAAGUGGAAUUCAAGUUGGCAGAAAUUUUAGGACCUCCUGAACAACUCAUUUCCAAUGGUGUUCUAGCGGCCCGUGAGCUCUCCAUUUUGGAUAUCAGGGUGAACAGAGAAGGGAAUGAGAAGCUGUUGGAAGCUAACAUACAUGUUGUGCUCACGGUGCAAGAGUCCUAUGAAGAAACACAGAAGACAUCCAAAGAUAGAGAUUCUUUCCUCUUCCACUGUGUAAAAAGCUGGGAUCCAGUACUAAAAGUCAAGCUUCAGUAUGUUUCAGAUAAAGAUGAUGAUUGUCCCUACCCUUUCAUUCUGCCUCUGAAACGGCUUCCCGUAGGAUUGCCAAUCAGAAUAUGUUUAUUGGCAGAGAAUGAUGUGCCUUUGGAUUUGUACCUCCAAGUAACCGGUUGGCCACAGAAUCUUGAUGUUCGCUUAGGAUAUGAACUUUGUGCAGAUGAGCAGGAUUUCCUGCAGAAAAGGAAGAAGGUGGUUGCACGUGCCCUGAAGAACCUUUUCCAUUUGAGACGAGACCUGCUUGAACAUGAAGUCCCAGUGGUAGCUAUUAUGGCAACAGGAGGCGGCCUAAGGGCUAUGACAGCAUUGUAUGCUCAUCUUUUAGCAUUCCAGAAACUGAACCUGUUAGAUUGUAUUUCAUACAUCUCAACUGCUUCUGGAUCAACAUGGACUUUGACAGAUUUGUACCGAAAUGUUGACUGGUCACACAAAGACUUGGAAGAACCCAUUAAAAAAAUUAAAGAACAAAUGGUGAAAAGUAAAGAAAGCAUCAUUUCCAUUGAACAGCUGAAGUAUUACCACAAGGAGUUGAAGGAGAGAGUUGAAAUGGGGCACCUUUCAUCUUUCACAGCUCUCUGGUCACUUGUUCAAGAGGCUGUCUUGCACGAUAAACCAAAUUUCUGUACACUCUCAGAGCAACGCAAAGCUUUGCAUGAUGGCCAGAACCCGUUCCCUAUUUAUACUGCCAUAAAUGUCAAAGAAAGCCAUGUGACCACCUUUGAUUUUAGAGAGUGGGUUGAGUUUAAUCCUUAUGAAGUGGGGUUUCAGAAAUAUGGUGCAUAUAUUCGUACAGAAGAUUUUGACAGUGAAUUUUUCAUGGGCAAAAUUGUGAAGAAGAUCCCAGAAUCACGGAUUUGUUAUCUGGAAGGUAUCUGGACUAACAUUUUCUCUCGGAAUUUGCUGGAUAGUUUGUACUGGUCAUCAACACCAGCAGAAUUUUGGCAACGAUGGGUUGCCAAUAUGGCAGAGAAGCAUUAUACUAAUUCAGCUGAUGGAUAUACCACUGUCUACAAGCCUCCAUCCUCAGCAAGUGGAAAACUGAGUGAAAUCUUUAAUGAUAUUUUAACGGAUCGUCCUUUAAAAGGGGCUACUCACAACUUCCUGAGAAGCCUUGACUUGGAGCAAGACUACUUGCAACAGAAAGAAUUUAAUGAAUGGAGAGAUACUGUGUUAGAUGCGUCUCCCAGCCAGCUGACACUAAGGGAUAAAUCCCUCUGCUUAAUAGACAUAGGCUACUUUCUUAACAACAGUGGUCCACCACUUCUUAAGCCAGAGAGAAAUGUGGAUGUCAUCAUUGCUCUGGAUUAUGAGAUUAGUUCACCCUUCAAGCAAGCAGAGAUGAUGGCCAAGUACUGUGAAGUGCAAGGCAUCCCUUUUCCUAAGGUCCACCUGAGUGAUGAAGAGAAAAAGGACCUCAAGGAAUGCUAUGUCUUCUCAGAUGAAGAGAACCCCAAAGCACCCAUUGUCGUUUGCUUUCCCCUGGUUGACUGCUCCUUCAAGGAGUACAAGGCACCAGGGGUGAAACGUUGUUCUUCAGAAAAGAGUGGUGGCGAAGUAAAUCUGCAGAAGUGCUCACCUUAUGCAACAAUGCAUUUAACCUAUACCGAAGAAGACUGUGACAAACUACUAAACCUCAGCACCUAUAACAUUCUCUGUAACAAAGACUGUAUCUUCAAGGCCCUCCUGGGUGCCAUAGAGAAAAAGCAAGGCAUUUGGUCCAAUUCUUAAAAUAUUAGUUUGGCCUAGAAAAUAACUUUUGAGGUGUGGAGAGGAUCUCUGAUGAAUAGCCAGAAACUCAUGUGUUGUUGGAGGCGAUGCUAUAUAGUCACCAGUGUCCUAUGCAGCUUAUAACAAAUACUUGUUCCCAUCCUGUUUGGUUUGAGCUUAUGGCUUUUGAAAUGUCCAACUUUCCCCCAAAUGUACAGCAUUUCACUUCCCACUUCCUAGAUUUUUUUUUCAUAGGAAAGGAUAUCAUUGCUGCUCAAUCAAUGCUUUUUGCCU
Molecule: messenger RNA, 2778 nt
Organism: Anolis sagrei ordinatus
Lineage: Eukaryota; Metazoa; Chordata; Lepidosauria; Squamata; Anolidae
Product: cytosolic phospholipase A2 beta
Biological process (GO): glycerophospholipid catabolic process
Cellular component (GO): cytosol
Molecular function (GO): calcium ion binding; calcium-dependent phospholipid binding
Source: RefSeq, a predicted model, not a curated record